UUUUCAGACGGAAUGACGGAUUGUUCGGACAGCGAGUGCUGCUCGCACCCCGCCUGCGCGGAGCAUAUCAUGUGCCUGUCUUCCAACGACCCUGUGGAGGUGCUGCUGCGCAAGCAGCCACCCUCCGUGACCGCAUCCUUCUAUCAGCGCGUCAAAUUUCUGAUUGAGGAGAACUCGGUGCAGUCGUACGCACACAUGGACGAAUACAGUGAAAAUCUCUUCUGGAGUUCAUUCACGCCUUGUCGGGUGUCGGUAAUGCGGGGCCAGGUCAUAACGCCGCAAGGAUUGGGCAUCGUCGGCAUUCGAGUCUCGGUGGAUCGGGACUCGCGCUUCGGAUUCACGCUGACACGGCAAGGCGGAUGGUUUGACGUGCUCGUAAACGGCGGCGGUGCAGUUACGUUGCAGUUUCAGCGCUCUCCCUUCAGGCCGCUCACGCGCACCGUCUUUGUGCCAUGGAAUCGAAUUGUGGUGUUGCCGCCCGUGCAGAUGCAGCUGAGCGACGAUGACGAAAGCAAUGGCCGCAGCAUAAAAGUGGCUCCAAUGAAUCCAGCGCUCACUUUCCUCAACUCCAUACUCUACCACUUCGCCGAUGAACAGGCCGAUGUGAACAAAAUAUGCGUGGAGCAUGACCACGAGGAGCUGAAACCCCAAUUAAUUAGCACUUGGAUGCCGAACGGCGUGGGCGCCAUGCCGGGCAAGCGCGUCAUAUUCGCCGAAACGCAGAUCGUACAAGAAUCAAUACAGAUACCUGGCUCUGACUUGCAUCUCACGUAUCAGUCUUCGCAAGCCUCAGGCUACUUGAGCAUCGUACGCAUGCGCCUUACCGCGGAAAAGAUACCAAAGACUCUGACGCAUGUUCAUGUGGGCGUGGAAAUCGAGGGCGCACUUCACGUGAAGACGUAUGAGGCCGAUCCCAACUUAAUACACACGUUCGCCUGGAACAAACGCAAUGUCUAUCGGCAGAAGGUCUACGGCGUCACCAUUGCACGCAUUUCCGUCGGCUACCAGCACUCGACCUGCAAGAUGCCAGUUUGGAUCACUCAAACCGCCAAGCUACAGGGCUAUGACGUCGACAUUUCAGACAUCGGGGGCUGGGGGCUGGACAUACACCACCACUACAAUUUCCACGAAGGCAUAUUACAGAAGGGGGAUGGCAGUACGCUUCACAUGAAAGAAUACCCUCGCACCGUAAAGGUGGUGAUGGGCACCGGCUUGCAACGUCCGCUGAACUGUCCCGACCACUGCAACGGCAUAGCCAAGGACGCCAAGCUACUCACACCCAUCGCGUUGGCAUCGGGCCCAGACGGCAGCCUGUACGUGGGCGAUUUCAACUUGGUGCGACGCAUCACACCUGAUGGCAAAGUCUACACAAUACUGCAACUGAGUGCCACACAGGUUUCCUAUCAGUAUUACCUGGCAGUGUCGCCCGCAGAUGGCCACCUGUAUAUAUCCGAUCCGGAGCGGCACCAAAUUCUAAGACUGCUGCGUUUAGAGAAAGUGAAGGACCCCAGUAUCAACAGUGAGCCCAUUGUAGGCAGCGGACAGCGUUGCAUACCCGGUGAUGAGGGCAAUUGCGGUGACGGAGGCCCGGCGUUGCAGGCUCGUCUUUCGCAUCCGAAGGGGCUGGCCAUUGCCGCAGAUCGCACCAUGUACAUUGCUGAUGGCACCAACAUACGAGCGGUGGAUCCCAAGGGAGUCAUACACACACUGAUUGGACAUCAUGGCCACCACAACCACUGGAGCCCAGCGCCUUGCUCUGGCACUCUAAUGGCAAACCAAGCACAACUUCAAUGGCCCACUGGUCUGGCGCUCAGUCCACUCGACGGUUCUUUGCAUUUUAUCGACGAUCGGCUGGUGCUGCGCCUGACUUCGGACAUGAAGAUUCGCGUUGUAGCUGGCACGCCCCUGCAUUGCAACAACAAUGGUCAAGACAAAUCGAACAAGACGUCGGAGAAUGUGCUGGGCACAGUGCUGGCAAUGGCGUUCUCGCCAUUCGGUGAUCUCUACAUCGCAGACAGCGACUCACGACGGGUAAAUUCAAUUCGAGUGGUGGACACAGCGGGAAAUAUGCGCUACUUUGCUGGCAAGCAGGAGGGUCUGGGUUCACUAACCUGCGAUUGCUCCAAUGGCAACACUGUCAACAGUUCAACAUCCGGUCUGGCCUCGGCGCUUUCAUCAACCGGCAGCGGCGUCGCUGGUAGCGCCUACUCAACGACAAUGAAUCCGAAACGUACCACCACACCAACAACGCCGGCUGGCAGCAACGGACACGGCAACAACGGCAAUGGCGGCGGAAGCGGAAAUGGUGCUGUCUCUGGCUAUGGUGCUGGUGCAGGCAACGGUGCGGGUGUGGGUGCUCCCUGCAUUUGCAGCGGCGGCGGUGUCGGUGUCACGGUCGGCGCUCCCAGUGGACUGGCGGGCAUCGUGGCCGGUGGUAAUUUAAUGUCAACUGGACCAACGACAACCACAACAAUAUUGCUGGGCGCCAAAACAACAGCUGCAGCUAACGGCAUGGGCGGCGCCAUGAAUGAUGAUGGCACUUUGAGCAACGCGGAGACCUUGCUAUCGUCGAAUGCUCGCUUUCAGGCGAUUUCGGCCAUUUCGGUGGCGCAGGACGGCGUCAUUAAUGUGGCGGAUCAAGGUUCGCUUCAUGUUCUUGCGCUCGAGCAUUAUCUGCCAUCACACGACGAGAACGGCGAGUUCCAUAUUCCGUAUCCUCCAUCCAGUGAAAUUUAUGUCUUCAAUCGUUACGGCCAACAUGUUGCCACAAAGGAUCUGACUUCGGGCAAGACUCGUUACAGUUUCCUUUAUUCAAAGAAUACCUCCUUUGGUCGUCUCUCCACCGUCACCGAUGCCUCAGGCAAUAAGAUUCAAUUUCUUCGCGACUACAGUAACGUGGUCAGCUCCAUCGAAAACACGCAAGAUCACAAGUCUGAAAUACAGAUAAAUGGCAUUGGCAUUAUGACUAAACUGAGCGAGAAGGGUCGUCAAGAGAUCGAACUGGACUAUGACAGUAACACUGGGCUGCUCAUGUCGCGCUCAUCAGGCGGCGAGACUUACAUCUAUCAGUAUGACGAGUUUGGACGUGUUACUGGUACCAUCCUGCCAAGCGGCGAAAUCGUGCGCAUCACUUCCGAGCUGGCCGAUAACAAAGGGCUUACUGUGUACGUGCACGCUUCCGUUGAGUCACUUUUCUCACGCGAGCGCGGUGAAACGAAUGAGUUGCUGGUUUUGGGUGGUGUGCGCUCUACUUUCAUGAAAAAGGGUGGGGAGAAUGCCGACGCCGAAAUUAAACCGAAUAACACUCUCGUGAUUCACAGUGCCAACGGCGUCGUUGUGGAGUCAUCGGCCGUUGCCAGACAUCCGUUACUCGAGGCUGCUUUGCCGGUUGAAGCUGAAAUGCUGGCCAUGUGGUCACACCAGAGCGUCACGAUGGGCGAGAGUUUAACAAACAAUAUGUAUUCCGUGUACAAUUUAGUGGGUGAUGUGCGCAAUCCUCAGCAGACACUCAAUCGCGAGAUUUGGGUAAAUCAAUCGCGCGUCAUUGGCGUUGAAUACGACCAGUUUACUAACCGUGAGACAUUCUAUGAUAUGAACCGAACUCCGAUCCUCAUUGUUGCAUACGAUCAGUCUGGACUGCCAAAGUCGUAUUAUCCGACCAACGGUUAUCCUGUGAACAUCACCUACGACCGCUUCAAUCGCAUUGAAGGCUGGGCCUGGGGUCCGGCUGAGCUCAAAUAUUCAUAUGAUAGACAUGGCCUGCUCUCAGAGAUCACCUCACAGCAAGAUGGCAUAAUUUCCUUUGUCUACAACGAUUGGAAUUUGAUGUCGGAGAUCGGCUUGGCAAGCCAGCGGAAGUUUGUACUGCAGUACGACGAGUCGGGCGGUCUCAGGCACGUUCUGAUGCCAUCUGGUACAAAACACUCCUUUAGCAUGCAGACAUCCAUCGGCUUCAUCCGUUGCACUUACACGCCGCCUGGCAGUACGCGAGCUUACUUGCAGCAUUACAGUCAUUCUGGUGCCCUGCUUCAGACAAUAUUCCCUGGUGACGGCGCACGCAUUGUUUACCGCUACAACUCGGGCGGUCAACUGGCUGAGAUCGUGCACGGCGAUGGAAAGAGCGAGUUUCUUUACAACGAUGCUACGGGCAUGCCCAGUACAGUCUCACACACCGAGCGGGAACUGGAGUAUCGUUGGGACUUUGAAUACACCGGAGGUUUGCUGAGCGAAGAGCGCAUCGACUAUGUGGCCAAGACAGGACUAAGCAAUGCCAAAUUCACCUAUGAGUAUGAUACUGAUUUUCGUGUCAUUUCGAUCCAGGGACGCAUAGGUGGCCAAAAUCUACCCUCGCAAAAUUUUGCAUACAACCAACGUACAGGUCAGCCAAGUCUCAUUGGCCAAUUCAAGAUUAUGCAUCCAAUGCUGAAUCAGACACAAGUCUACGAUGGUACAGCGACUUUUACGCGGACGGUGGAUGGCCGCUUCCUAACGCAGAAAGUGACUCUCUCCAUACAUCGGCUCGAAGUGUUCCGUAUGGAGUUUUCAUUCGGAAUGCAUGGACGCAUCACCCAAACACGUACCUACACACGCAACAUGGCCGUCAAUACAUACACCAAUGUUAAAAACUAUACUUGGGAUUGUGACGGCCAGCUAGUUGGGGUGGAAGCUCAGGAGCCGUGGGGCUUCCGCUACGAUGACAACGGCAACCUACUAUCGCUGACGUACCGAGGUAACACCAUCCCCAUGGAAUACAAUGCACAGGACCGCAUCGUUAAAUUUGGGGAGGGUCAGUACAAGUACGACACUCGUGGACUGGUUGCCCAGAAUGCGCGAGAAGAGCGCUUUCACUACAACACACAGGGCUUACUGGUUCGCGCCACCAAGCGUGGACGGUUCGAUGUACGCUACUACUAUGACCACAUGAAACGUCUAACCACCCGAAAGGACAACUUUGGAAACGUAACCCAGUUCUUCUACACUAAUCAAGAUCGGCCGUAUGAAGUUUCUCAAAUAUAUUCACCACGCGACGGAAAACUAAUGUCACUAACCUACGACGAUGUGGGUCAUCUUAUCUAUGCACAAGUGUACAGGCACAAAUAUUACGUGGCCACAGACCAGAGCGGAACUCCGAUCAUGAUUUUCAACCAAUACGGCGAGGACAUAAGGGAAAUUAUGCGCUCGCCAUUCGGUCACAUCGUUUACGACUCCAAUCCAUACCUCUUUCUGCCUAUUGACUUCUGUGGUGGCAUUUUGGACCCUGUCACAGCUCUCGUGCACAUGGGCGAUGGUAGAGUAUAUGACCCACUAAUCGGCCAAUGGAUGUCGCCCAACUGGGAACACGUGUCCGAGCGCAUCAUAACACCCACGAAGAUGCACCUUUAUCGCUUCAAUGGCAAUGAUCCCAUAAAUGUCGACCACGACCGCAACUAUCCCGCCGACUUUUCUUCGUGGAUGAAGACACUUGGCUUCAGUAUAAAGAACUUGGUUCCACAGCUAACGCGAAACCUAUGGGAACAGCCCUCGCUGUGGGGUCGUGCGCCGCAUAAUCCAAUUGCGCUCAACAUGAAACGACCCAUAGAUAACAUACCGACCAUGGCUGUGGAGAGUGGUUUCUUGGCGCACCUUAAUGUGCGGCGAAUGUCCAAUUUCGAGGACUUGUCUGCACCGCCAAAGUCUGCGCUCAAGUUUGAUGUCAUGAACCCGACCCCGCGUAACAUUGGCUCAGACACCGAGCCACCGUUUGGUAAGGGAAUCGUUGUUUCUCGCACUAAUGAUGGCCAAGCCAUCGUUUCCAGUGUUCCCGCAGCGAACGCCAUCUACCGCGACGUCUACACAUCGGUCUUCAACCGCUCCAAGCUGCUGCCAUUCACAUUUGUGGUGCACAACGCACAGCAAGACUCGUUCUUCUUUGUCAAAGAGGAGGCAUGGCGCGCCAGUGAAGACCGCCAGCAACUGAAACGUCUUCAAGGACAGGUGAACACGACCUUCCACGAGAACUCACGAGAAAACGGUAGUGGCAACAACUAUUUGGAUGUGAAAAUUCACGGCGCUCACGCCAUAAUCAAUCUACGAUAUGGCACCACAGUCGAUAAAGAGAAACAGCGCCUCAUGCACCACGCCAAAUUGACGGCGGUGCGCAAGGCGUGGCACCGUGAGAAGGAGGCGCUGCGUAAUGGUCUAACAACGACCAUAGAAUGGAGCCAACAGGAGAUCGACGAGAUCCUGAAACAAAGCUACGCGAACAACUACGAAGGCGAGUACAUACACGACGUAGCGCUCUACCCGGAACUGGCCGAGGAUCCCUACAACAUCAAGUUUGUUAAGAAGAAAGGAGCGACCGGUGGUACAGCCGGUGUGGCGAAUGCGCGCAAACGCCGAAGAAGAGAGGCGCCAGUGCAUUCAGCUGAUGAUAAAACGCUGAAGGAAACGACGGCGUCGACGGCGGCUGCUGGAGCGGCGGCGGAAGACACGCUCCGGGUGCUCAAUAAGCGACGGCAGCUGCUGAGGAAGCUACACACGGAUAUCGAGUGUCUGCGGAGCAGCAACAACAACGCCGCGUGUUAGCUACAGGGAAACAAUAGGGGGAAUUAAGAAUGGGUAGCCGAAAAAGAAAAUGAAUUUGUGUUAAUUUCAAAUUGAAAUAAAAAAAAAAAAACAGAUUAGAAAAUAGUUAUUAACUAAAAACUAGAGUAGCGCUUUGGAUAUGAAAUAACUAGAAGAAGAAGAAUAAAUAAAAUAUGACUCAAUGUAAACGAAGGAUAUAAGACGAAAGGAAUAAAUCGGUGUAUAUGUAAAAAAGGAAAUUAUCAUCCUUCGGAGGAUCGGAACGAUGCAGUGGGAAGUCACAUUUAAGAUGCAUACAUAGAACUAAACUAACAAAGAAACAAUUACAUACGUAGAUUAACGAAUGGAUAGAUAUGCCACAUAAAUGUAUGUAUUUACAAGAAGAUAUCGACGAUGCGCGAAGGUCGUUUAGACGAAGAGCAACUAGGAAAACUAGGAAUAAUAAAUAACAAAUGCAAGAAACAAAAUAUGUUUUGUAUGUGUACAGUAGUGAAUAAAUCGAUAUUAAGUAUGUAGUUAUGCGAUAAGAUAAGAUAAUUUAUGUCUAACACUUUAUGUAACGACACAAGUAGUUACAUAUACAUACAUACCUAUGUACAAUAAUAGCAAAAUGGGAAAUCAAAAAUUCACACCAAUUUAAGAAUAUUAACUAAGGCAACAGGCAACAGGCAACAGACAACAGACAACAGACAACGUAGAACACAGCCCAUUUGAUCGCAGCGCCCGACGGCCGGGGGAACAGCGUCGCCUAUUUAGCAGAGAACAGUCGACGCCUUCGCCAAAUGGGGGGGAAAUGCAAACAGCUGCUUUUUGGGGUACUCGAGCUUUUAGAGACUGGCAUAGAUUUUAGAUACCUACGCGAUCAAACCACGACAGGCAGUUAAACGAAUGAAAUUACAAAUGCAUGCAAGAACACGCACAUGACGUGCAUAUGUAGUUCAGCUAUGGGUCAAAUGUAGUAGAAGCAAGAAAAAUAAGAAUAAAUUAGAAAGUUAGUGGAAAAAAACGCUGGGAAAA
This is a messenger RNA of Rhagoletis pomonella (apple maggot), 7581 nucleotides long. It is a transcript of the gene Ten-a, whose product is annotated as teneurin-a. The record is from RefSeq and is a predicted model, not a curated record. Gene Ontology annotation, biological process: motor neuron axon guidance. The transcript is spliced from 8 exons. The coding region runs from base 13 to 6564 and encodes 2183 amino acids. Lineage: Eukaryota; Metazoa; Arthropoda; Insecta; Diptera; Tephritidae.